This is a messenger RNA of Drechmeria coniospora, 1185 nucleotides long. RefSeq lists its product as uncharacterized. The record is from RefSeq and is a predicted model, not a curated record. The transcript has a single exon. NCBI's taxonomy places the organism in Eukaryota, Fungi, Ascomycota, Sordariomycetes, Hypocreales, Ophiocordycipitaceae. The coding region runs from base 1 to 1185 and encodes 394 amino acids.
AUGGAUGAUGAUGACUUUUUUGCAUUGGGACUUGAACCCGAUCACGGCCCACCCGAAGCUCAUGAACGAUGGAAGAAUUCCCCAUAUAUCCAUAGCAAGAGCCGCAAGGUGCAGCCUAGUCUUCUCUUUCGCUACGAUGAUCGAAAACCUGAAGAUAUCUUCAACCAUGGCUUUAAGACCAAGUUGGAGUCGGGUGGCGGAGACAUUAUGUCUGCCUCAUUCGUCGUUAGUCGUCAUACUGAUUUCGCAUGGGACGAUACGGCAUAUAUAUCAUUUAGUAGAUCACUCCAGGCCGUACUAUCGGGCGCCCAAAAUAUUGCACAUACCGGAAAAGCCAAGUUUUUCGGCGUUGAAGACUGGCUGAAGAUCCAAGAACACGGACGCCAACAUCAUGACGACGCAACGUAUCACGAAAGGAACGGCCCCCCACCACCUGCAGCAGAAUUACCCGAGCCAGCAUAUAAAACUGAGAAAUGGGGAUAUAUCGUACGACCAAAUUCAAAAUUUAUAAGUUUUUUUGGAACCCUUGGACCGGCUGGCUUCUCCGAAAAGGAGUUUAUUUCCGAGCAAGAUUAUGGCUCCAUAGGACAUGUUAGUUCGAAUCGAAUUAUUGGUGCCUUUAGGGUAAGCGAUGGGCAGUUGAUGGUACAGUUCAAUCUAAACUAUGACCACCGGUUUGAUAGCCAGCGGGCUAGUAAAGGAUAUCCAGGGCUUGCUUUUAUAAACGAUAAAGCGAUUGCCGAACAGAUUAUCAACGGAGCCAAUCGUGACGACGAACGACUAAAGGCACUUUAUAAAUCUCCAAUCCCCACCGAGAACUUGGAGACUCCAAUGCCGCUCUCUGAAGUAGUUAAGAAGUUCACCUUACAUACUCCUCGGCAAGAUGGUUCCCUUCAGAAUAAGGGUAGUGGGCAAGGGAAGCUGGGGGGAGCUGGAGAUCUUGUCGAUCAAAAUAAAGAUGGCCAUAGGACUACUAAUAUCGGAGAUGGUUCUAGUCGGCAAGAUUCCAAUCCUGACCCUGAAAAACCUACCGAGAAUCGGCAGCAUGUCUUAAAUGUCGACCCUCAAGGACCAAUUGAUUGCGCUGGCGAUAAUGAUUGUAGCCUGCGAACAUCAAAAACCCAGUGUCGAUUAUUCCGCCGAAAGGGAGUCGGAGGUCGCCUAAGAAGCUUUUUUUGGAGGUAG